Messenger RNA from Aphis gossypii (cotton aphid), 1554 nucleotides. RefSeq lists its product as uncharacterized. The transcript is spliced from 3 exons. Bases 1 to 1554 code for a protein of 517 amino acids. The record is from RefSeq and is a predicted model, not a curated record. NCBI's taxonomy places the organism in Eukaryota, Metazoa, Arthropoda, Insecta, Hemiptera, Aphididae.
AUGUUGAUAGUUGGAGUAAACUUAAUGAUUUUUUUACCUUCAAAGCUUAAAUUUUAUAGCACUCUAACCGAUGAAAAUAUUACUGAUGACGAUUAUAUACAUGCGAAAAAUGUAUGGAACGUGUUUAAUAUAAAGACAUUAGGUGAAUACAGUGAUCAUUAUUUAAAAACUGAUGUUGCUAUACUAGCUGAUGUGUUUGAAAAUUUCAGAGACUUAUGUUUAUCUACUCUUGAGCUAGAUCCUGCUUAUUAUAUGACUGCUCCAGGAUUUGCGUAUGACUGUAUGCUUAAAUAUACUAAGAUCGAAUUAGAAAGGUUAAAAUGUCCUAACAUGCUUUUGUUUAUCGAGAACUCAAUUCGUGGGGGAAUAACUCAAUCAACUAAAAGGUAUGCUAAAGCAAAUAUACCAAAUAUUGAAGGAUUGAAUUAUAAUUCUAACGAACCGAUUACAUGGUUAACAUAUCUUGAUUGUGUAAAUUUAUAUGGAAAGUCUAUGUUAACAGAAUUACCUUUUAAAGAUUUUGAAUGGGUUGAUGACUUAAAUAUAGACGUAACUAAAAUUGCUGAUGAUUCUGAAGUUGGAUAUAUAUUAGAAGUUGAUGUCGACUACCCUAAAAAUUUGCAUAAAACUCAUAAUGAUUUCCCGUUUUUACCGUUAAACGAAUGUCCACCAAAUUCUAAUGUUAAGAAAUUGUUAACUACACUAUUACCGAAAAAAAACUAUAUUGUUCAUUACAAAAAUUUAAAACAAGCGAUUUCUCACGGUCUUAAACUUGUAAAAAUUCAUCGAGCUAUCCGAUUUUCUCAAAAGAAAUGGAUGGCAUCGUACAUUGAAUUAUGUACUAAAAUGAGAACAGAAGCUAAAAACGAGUUUGAAAAAGAAUUCUGGAAGCUUUUAAUUAAUAGUGUUUUUGGAAAAUGUAUGGAGAAUGUUCGAACAAGAAUUUCUAUAAAACUGAUUUCGUCAGAAAAAAAAGCUAAUAAAUUAAUGGCAAAAACUAAUUUUAAAGAUAGAACUAUAUACUCUAGGAAUCUUAUGGCUAUUCAUCAACAUAAGGAAACUAUUAAAUUCGAUAAGGCGAUUUAUGUAGGAUCUGCAAUUUUAGACGUUUCAAAAACUUUUAUCAUUCAAACGAAAAAUUUUUUCGAUGAUUUAAAAAAUGAUUUAUUGCCAUAUUUUGACACAUCUAAUUAUCCUAAAGACCAUUAUUGCUUUAGUGAAAUUCAUAAAAGCCAACCAGGAUUCUUCAAAGACGAACUUAAAUCAAUAAUUCUUAAAGAAUUCAUUUCAUUGAGACCGAAAUUAUACGCUUAUAAAACCAUAGAUGAUACUGUAGAAAAAAAAGCAAAAGAGAUAUUAAAUGCUUUUAUCAACCAUAGACCUGUUGAGAAAAAACAAUCUCACAGAAACAUGAAUUUCAUUCAAUCGAAUAAACAUGUUGUUCAUUCAAAAACAAUGAACAAGCUUGUUCUCAGUGCUAAUGACGAUAAAAGAUAUAUAAUGAAUGAUGGGAUAAAUACAUUGGCGUAUGGUCAUUACAAACUCACAAGAUAA